AAUGCCCAUUUGCACCAACGUUAGCAGUAAGCAUUGCUUAGCUAAGCAAUUCUUAAAAGUAACUACUUCUUAAAUUGUACAGUUGUUGCACCGUCACUGCUUAGACUCUACUUAACCAAGUAAUACUUAGUUGGGGAAUUGUGUAAAAGUUUCAUUUCUAUUGGCAACACUGACGUUUGUUGUUAUUGGAACAUCAAAAAUUUUAGGUUAGUUUGUUGUGUGUACGACAGUCAAUGACACCGCGCGUAUGUAGUUGUGAUAUUGUUGAAUUAAUUUUAUGUGGUGUUGAAUGUGUGUUUAAAAAAUGGAUGUGUUCGACGCGUACGAGGAUGACUUAGAAGUCAUUGAAAUUGUUGAGAUGGGAAUUCCACGGCAGAUGUACACUAGAGCUGAUCAUUUCUAUGGUUUACCAGAGCUUCAAUUUUUCCAAAGAUUUCGACUAACAAAACCAACAGUUUUACAUUUAUUAACGUUAAUUGAAGAACGUUUGGAAUUUCCUACAGACAGAAAUCAGGCGGUGUCACCUAUAAAUCAGCUGCUUACUACAUUACGAUUCUUUGCAAGCGGGGGCCAUUUGAGUACAGUAGCGGACUAUAUGGGAAUGCACAUCUCAACUGUGUCGAGAAUAAUUAGACGUGUAUCGGACGCUAUAGCAAGGCUUUACCACCAUUUUAUUAAGAUGCCCCAAACUCUCAUGGAGCAAAGGCUUAUUCAAAAUGGUUUUUUUGACAUCGCGAGAUUCCCAAGAGUGAUUGGGGCCAUUGAUUGCACUCAUAUCAAAAUUGAAUCACCAGGUGGAGAAAAUGCUGAAGUUUUUCGCAAUCGGAAAGAUUAUUUUUCAAUUAACGUUCAAGCCAUGUGUAAUGCGAAGUUUUUAAUAUGUGUAAAAAUACAUUGCAUUUGUUUUCAGGUGAUGGUGGCUAUGGUGUAAGACACUAUUUUUUUACACCAUUAUUAAAUCCACACACUCAAGAAGAGCAGUUGUAUAAUGAAGCUCAUAUUCGUACAAGAAAUGUCAUCGAAAGAACUUUUGGUGUCUGCAAACGAAGAUUUCCUGUGCUAGCAUAUGGAUGUCGAUUAAAAAAAGAAACUGUUUUGAGUAUUAUAAUUGCGUGUGCAGUCCUGCAUAAUAUAGCUCGACAAAUGGGUGAAGAUGAACCUCCUCUCCCAGCUGACAUUAACCAGCAUGAACUGCAGCGACUUAUUGAAGAUGGUCAAAUACCAGAGGUCAAUGUUAUUGACAACCAAAGGAGGGGCAGUGAAAUUAGAAGAAAUUUUAUAACAAAUUUUUUUGGAAAUUUAUAAAUUUAACAAAUAAAUGUUUUAUUAAUAUUUUA
Molecule: messenger RNA, 1337 nt
Organism: Zophobas morio
Lineage: Eukaryota; Metazoa; Arthropoda; Insecta; Coleoptera; Tenebrionidae
Product: putative nuclease HARBI1
Exons: 3
Coding region: 305-931 (208 amino acids)
Source: RefSeq, a predicted model, not a curated record